AUGAUCGUGUGGAGAGCGGUCUUUCCUCCUCCUCCACCUCCAUUAGAGGACUCUCGCGGUGGGGGCCAGCGCCAUCUAGUCGAGCAGCUGUUGAACCACCUCGACGUGAAUGGAUACCGGACGAAGUUAUUAUCAACCCAGGAUGCGGCUAUCUUCGUCCCGGGACCUUUGAGGACGACGAUACUGGGCCUGGUUGAGCAGUACGACGUGCGGACAUCCUGUACCGCAGAUGUCCCGCCGGAGAAUGGGGGCACGGUCGUAAAGGACUUCAGAUUGUCAAUUUCUUCGGCUAAGCAAUAG
This is a messenger RNA of Peronospora matthiolae, 300 nucleotides long. The record is from the annotation of a GenBank genome assembly. Lineage: Eukaryota; Oomycota; Peronosporomycetes; Peronosporales; Peronosporaceae.